AUGUUAAAAGUUUAUAAAGAAACGAUUGAACUUGAAGAAUUAGUGGCAGAACUAGAAAGUUUUAAAGGACAAGAUAUAAAGAAAGAUAUUGACAUUGAUUAUAUUAAAACACAUGCUAUUUUAUUGGGUAGAAAUAGAGCACCAGAACAGGGUGCUGAAAAUAGUCAAUGGUAUCUUCCUCCCUAUCCAGAACCAUCAAUGGUAACAAAUUUAGAACGAGAAUUUUCAUCAAAUGGUAAAUAA
Messenger RNA from Hepatospora eriocheir, 243 nucleotides. The record is from the annotation of a GenBank genome assembly. NCBI's taxonomy places the organism in Eukaryota, Fungi, Microsporidia, Hepatosporidae.